CAUCGUCGCCCCGCAAGAACUGCAGUCUCGCAAGUUGAAGAAAAUUUCCAGCAAAUAAGCCGUAUUCCGAAGCGAACGAGUUCCAUCCGGUACGAGGGGGAAGUGCGCUGCUACGACGCGAUGGGUUUGUCACACUCGAUUAGUGUACCCGGCGGGGGAACCGAGGGCUAUCACGUACUGCGGGUGCAGGACAAUUCUCCGGGGCAGAAGGCUGGGCUGGAGGCGUUUUUCGAUUUCAUCCUGGCGAUUGGGAAUACUCGACUGGACCAGGAUAAUGAUACGCUGAAGGAGCUGUUGAAGGCAAACAUUGACAAGGAAAUUCAGAUGACGGUUUUCAGCAGCAAAACGCAGAACAUUCGGGUGGUGAAUAUUAGUCCGAGCACGACCUGGGGUGGUCAGGGACUGCUGGGCGUUUCGAUCCGGUUCUGCUCGUUUGAGGGUGCUAACGAAAACGUUUGGCAUAUUUUGGAGGUGCAUCCGUCGUCGCCUGCUGAAGAAGCCGGUUUGAUUCCGUUUACGGAUUAUAUUAUUGGAGCGGAUUCAAUUCUGCACGAGAGUGAAGACCUGUUCACGUUGAUCGAAUCCCAUGAGGGACGACCGUUGAAGAUGUAUGUUUAUAAUAUUGAUCUUGAUUCUUGUCGAGAGGUCACGAUCACUGCAAACUCCAAGUGGGGUGGCGAGGGAAGUCUUGGCUGUGGAAUCGGCUACGGUUAUCUGCAUCGGAUACCAAUCCGAGUGCUUCCUUCGGCGGGAUCUGCACCCGAUGGUAAGCCUGCCGCGACCGCUCUCAGUCAACCGUUGCAGCCGGUUCCGACGUCCGGCGCGGUGCCAGCUUCAUCCGCUCAGGGUGGAGAUCCGAACGCGAACGCCGCCCAGAGGCAGAUGCCCUUCAUUCCGAUGGUCCCCCCGUUGGCCAACACGUUCGCGUCGACGACGGCCACGGCGCACACGGAUCUGUUGACCGUUUCGCAGGCAGACACGACGGCACUGGUCGGACAAUUUGCCAGCAUGAGCACCGGCACGGAUCAGGUCAACAACAACAGUGGCGCCGUCGCACCGGCUACGCCGGUCAACGCGGUUCCGUCGCCGGCCAUCAGCUUGGGCGAGACAUUCUACACGCCGCCGACGGGAGUUAAUGUGCCUCCCAUUUCACCGGCAGUGGACGCGGCCACAACGAUUCCCGCCUCGACCGCCACCAUCCCGAUGUACCCACCGCAGAUUCCGUACUCAUCGGCGGCCAACACCACCCUGGUCAACAUGUCCUACCCGACCGUGGCCAGCUCCGUCACCGGUCCGCCACCCACGACCGUCCCAACGGUCAAUCCGAACGUGUUUGCUUCCAGCGUUCCACCGCCGUCGUCGCUGGCCAGCGAUUUUUACCAAACCUACGGAGCGUCCAACCCGGCCACGGCACCAACCAACCAGUUCCAACCGGCCAGCCUGUCCUACCCGCCCUCGAGCACGAUCGACUUCCAGCAGCAGACGAACCUCCAGUAUCAACCGCUGACGUACGCCACCGAACAAUCCGCACCGCCCAUCCAGAUGUACUCGACCUUUCCCCAGCAACUGCCCCAACAGCAGCAACAGCCGGAUCCAGCGGCCGUCCCGCUGUUCCAGACGAGUGCCGUGACCACGCCCAUCUCCCUUCCAGGGAUGCCACCGAUUACGGUCAGUGCCACCAUCCAGGCGGAGGCCCUGCGGGGAUUGCAGUUUGGCGGCGGUAGCGGACCGGCCGUUCCCCAGCAGUAGGGUAAGGUAGUGGCGACGAUGACUAAAGCAAAUUGUAUAUAAAUCGUGUGCGGGGAUCGAGCGCAACGGAUUGGUAAAGUUGUGUAUUUUGCUCUGUUUCUAUCGUACUGUGCUUUUUUGUGUUUGAGCGAAAGUUUUUUCCCCUUUUUCCCGAUACAAACUCUUCUAAUUUAAAUAAAUUAAAGCAAAAAUAUCUGUUACGAUGGUAUCGAUGGUUCGCCGCUCCGGCGAGCAAUUUAUUUUUUUGUUUAUUUUAAUUUUAGCAAUGUCGGAAGAGUGGAGAAAUAAACGUUAAAUAAAAUCAAUGAUGAAAGUGCUACUGAGAAAACGGUUGAACUACUAUUACGAGAAGCUCUAAAUUUAUUAUAAAUCUAGCAAACUAUCCCACACUCUGAGAAAUAAGUAUAAGUGGCAUCAGCAUUUCGUACGUUAUUCAACACAAUAAAUUUAAAUAGUAUCAAAAUAAAUAACAAAUCUUUCAAAAGUUCGUUU
This is a messenger RNA of Culex pipiens pallens (northern house mosquito), 2241 nucleotides long. RefSeq names its product Golgi reassembly-stacking protein 2 (gene Grasp65). Gene Ontology annotation, biological process: Golgi organization. The record is from RefSeq and is a predicted model, not a curated record. Gene Ontology annotation, molecular function: protein binding. The transcript has 4 exons. Gene Ontology annotation, cellular component: Golgi apparatus. NCBI's taxonomy places the organism in Eukaryota, Metazoa, Arthropoda, Insecta, Diptera, Culicidae. Bases 121 to 1749 code for a protein of 542 amino acids.